GUGCUAGAAAAUUUCAUUAAAAAAUGAGCCCCAUAUAUAAAUAAAAAUAACACAAAUAACACUUAUUAUCUUAUAAAUAAUAGCCUUGUUUUGUAAUCAUAGAUAAUUGUUUGCAUAGAAGUGUAGACUACGUACGAGUUACAACAUAACCUGAAAAACAUGUUACAAUUAAAUAAUGACUCUAAAAACCCACUAGGACAAAAAUCACGUUUUGCAAUGAACUUAUUAACUUGGAAGAGUCCGGGAGCCGGUGACAGCUCACUUUCAUGUGGAACAUCCAUCGUACACAACCUAACCUCAACACUGUCCCAUUUUUUAGAAGAAAAUGCACCGUUAAGAAAAUUCGGCCGCAUAAUUAAGCAACUUUCUAAACCGACUCAUAUUAUUUGAAAAGUAUUCGUUUCGCUUCGCUCACCCAACAAGCACGAUGUGUUCAAACCAAGUAUUUAUUGUAUCAGGCUGUAGAACGGCAAUUGGUAGUUUCCAGGGCCAGUUUGACAAAACCCCAGCAAAUGCGUUAGGUUCAGUUGUGAUUUCGGAGGCCUUAAAACGCGCGACAAUAAGCCCCCAGGAUGUGGACCAAGUGAUAAUGGGUCAGAUUCUCACAGCGGGUCAAGGACAGAACCCUGCGCGACAGGCCUCAGUGGGGGCUCAAAUUCCAUACUCCGUUCCUGCUUACACUGUAAAUAUGUUAUGUGGAUCUGGUUUAAAGUCAGUAUGUUUGGCCUAUCAAGCUAUUUGUAACAAGGACUACGAUAUUAUUGUUGCUGGGGGACAAGAAAACAUGUCUAGGGCACAACAUGCCGCCUAUAUUCGCGGAAGUAAAUUAGGGGGCGUCGAAUUCAGUGACACUUUAUUGUCAGAUGGAUUGACUGAUGCUUUUAAUAAAAUCCACAUGGGGAAAACUGCUGAGCAUUUAGUGAAAGAAUAUAAAAUAUCGCGCGAAGCUCAAGAUAAGUACGCACUCGAAUCACAAACCAAAACGCAAGAGGCAAUUCAAGGGGGGCACUUCAAGAAAGAGAUAGUGGGGGUUGUUGAUAAGAAAACGGGGAAGGUUUUUGAUACGGAUGAGUUUCCAAGGGCCGGAACUACGUUAGAGGGGUUGGCCAAGUUGAGACCAGUUUUUGAUCCAAAAGGUACCGUAACCGCAGGAAACGCGUCUGGAAUUAACGACGGUGCGGCCGCUUUGGUCCUAUGCAGCGAAAAUCAACUAAAACAGAAAAAUUUAAACCCCUUGGCUAGAAUUGUAGCCACUGCAGAGGCCGGAGUUGAUCCCAUGCUGUUUGGCAUAGGACCUGUGGACGCCGUUAAGAAAGUUUUGGCUAAAGCUGGUUGGACCAAGGACGAUGUAGAUCUCUACGAACUAAACGAAGCUUUCGCCGUUCAAAGCAUCGCAGUUCUAGAGUCUCUACAAGUUGAUAAAACUAAAGUCAAUAUUACUGGAGGUGCUAUCGCUUUAGGGCACCCUAUAGGUGCUUCGGGGGCCCGGGUUCUGGUCACUCUUAUUCACAAUUUGGAAAGAUUGAAUAAAAAGAAAGGAGUGGCGGCUUUGUGUAUUGGAGGAGGGAUGGGGAUAGCAAUGGCAGUUGAAAUGUGUUAAAUGAUUAUUUUUUUUAUGUGUUUUAUAGGGUGACCAGUGUAUGUCAUAUUUGUUUUGGAAUCUCAUUAAAAGUAUUAUUGUGGUUUAGUAA
Messenger RNA from Zophobas morio, 1691 nucleotides. Its product is annotated as acetyl-CoA acetyltransferase, cytosolic-like. The coding region runs from base 428 to 1600 and encodes 390 amino acids. Gene Ontology annotation, cellular component: mitochondrion. Lineage: Eukaryota; Metazoa; Arthropoda; Insecta; Coleoptera; Tenebrionidae. Gene Ontology annotation, biological process: fatty acid beta-oxidation. The transcript is spliced from 7 exons. The record is from RefSeq and is a predicted model, not a curated record. Gene Ontology annotation, molecular function: acetyl-CoA C-acetyltransferase activity.